AACUCGAAUAAAUCUGCCAAGAACCUAAUAUUAUUUUAUUAUUUCUACCCCUUUUUGUUGUUGUCAAAAUUGCCAAGUUUUAGACGAAACGAAAGCGAUACCAUGGGAGGCAAUUUGAAUCUAAAAAUUGAUCUGCAGAAGCUGGUGGCAAGGUCCAUGGCUGAGGGUCCACGCAGCAGUCAUCGUGGCCAGUGGCGGUUGCAGUGCGGCAAAGUGAGAUAUGCCGUACAUUAUGAGCUGUUGAAUGGUUUGCUCACACUCUUACACCUACGAAGGCGAAGGUGCACGCCCAGCAGGAAGAGUCGCAUUGCCAAGCGUCUGAGGCGUAUGAAGAAGGUGCAGAAACCACAAAAGUUGACCCUGGUGAGUAGCGGCACCCAAACUAAAGGAAGACAAACGCCCGAUGCAGUAAACACUCAGGCGACAAAAGGCAGCCAAACCCCAGAGUCUGUGAUGAAUCAAGACAGCAAAUCCAGUCAAACACUUGAAAUGCUGCUGGAUAGUACAGGCAGCCAAACCUCUGACCCAAUAAUAUGCCAAGACACCAAAGCCAGCCAAAGUCCAGAGUCACCAAGGACACCGAUGGCCAAGGCCAGCCAGACAUCUCCGCGUCGAAUGGAGAACAGAACUGUGGAUGUGGACACGAUGGAUCUCACUCUGAUCUACUCCAGGUAUCAGCAGACACUAAAUCCCAAGCACAAGUCUUGUGGCAGUCAGGGCGAAUCACGGAAUUACAAUAACCGAUCCACGCAAGUGAUGACCAGCACAGGGAACAAUGGCAGUCAGACAACCAUUGAGAUCUGCUGCACGGGCAUGCAGACAGUGCGGGGAAACGAUUGUGUGGCAGUGCAGACCACGGACAACAGACAAUCCCUGCACACCCAGACCGAGGAUAAUGAAGUGUUGCAGCUGGAUGCCUUGAACAUAAUCCAGAAGCACUUUCAAUGCUCCAGGGAUCUCAUCGAAAACGAGCUGAUCCAGAGCAUCAAUAAGCUGGUGGAGAUCAUGCUAAUGGAGUUGAAGGCGUUGCGAUUAGCAGCCGAUCGGCCCGGAGAGGCGUUGAUAGAGGCACGGAACACACCCAAGGCGGCAUCGGGCGAACAGAUCGGAGAUGCACUUACCCAGGAGGAGGAGCAUCGCCAGGAAAAGGCGGACAAGACGAAGGCCAAGAGCAAAUCGAAAAGUUGCUGCAAUCAACCGAAUUCCCAUUUUGCUCUUAGGUGUGCCUCUGGCAGGAAGCAUGGCUAUACGAAGAGGCCACACUGCAACAUGCCGCGGCAUUGGAUGACCAUCGACACGCAGACCGAUGACUUCAAGGAGCUCGAGACGGCGAAGGUCGACGCAUCCACCCAGACCGAGAAGAAGCGGCGUGGCUGGUGGAAGUUUCUUUAAAACUAAAAAGGAAACUGCCGGACCCCACUCCUGACAUCCGAGACUUACCCGAGCAGCCAUGCCGCCGCAUAUGUCGUCCUCCCCAUUGUUGCACUCAAAUCUCUCGCUGAACUUCUUCUUUAGUUUUCUUUUUGUUUUGUUUGUUUUGGCACUUUUUGUUCUGUUUGCAAGUUAAAUCAGAGACGACUCCCGAACUGUGUGUGGUGGGGGCUGUGGCGCCAAACGGCUGGCCAAUGCAUCUAUGUGAAUCGCGUGAGUAACGACUGCAGCUUCGGGAUGUGGAAUCCAGGACAGGACCGGGACCCGUAUGAUGUAUGGCCAAAGAGUUCGCAAAUAAAC
Drosophila subobscura is the source of this 1731-nucleotide messenger RNA. RefSeq lists its product as uncharacterized. The record is from RefSeq and is a predicted model, not a curated record. The coding region runs from base 103 to 1392 and encodes 429 amino acids. Lineage: Eukaryota; Metazoa; Arthropoda; Insecta; Diptera; Drosophilidae. The transcript has 4 exons.